CGCGUGUGGAGUUAGAAGAGCCGCCGGCUUCAUUGAAAUCCCCCGUAUAGUGAUGGUGCUCUGGCUCUGUGAGUCAUUUUAACUUUACCUUCAACUAUCAGCCUCGGAGUGAGAGAGGGACUCUGCAGCUGUGUCACAGAAUGAGAGGAAUGGACCUGUGGGAGGGAAGUGGAGUCACUGGGACAGUCAGCUCCCAACCACACCCUCAAGGCUGUGUGGGUGGAGUUAAAGAGAACGUGAGCGAAGCUACAGGAAGGUGACCCUCAUCUCUCAGACCGGACUCCAGCUGCAGCCGAGCUGAGCAGGAUCAUGGAGCCUGAGGACGGAGGAAGAGGAGGAGGAGGAGGAGGGCAGGCAGGGAGCAGCAUGAGGAAUGAGCAGACCUGGAUCACAACAGGCUCAGAGAAGAACCAACACCCUGAGCAUCCUCCCAGUACCAGGGCGCCAUUUCAGUAUCCAGAGGUGCGAUGUCAGGAAUCACCAUGGUCAGAGUCACUGGGUCUGGGGUUGCUACAUCCACAGUCACUGGGUCUGGAGUCACCUGGUCUGGGGUCAUUUUUUACCGAGCCAAAAUCUCGCACUCUGUCCCGUCAGAUGGAUCUGAUUGGCUUGAGGACAAAUGCAGCUGCCACUUUCCAUCGAUUCAAUAGAGGUUUCAUUGAUAUGCAGGAUCCCAUCUCUGAGCAACUGACAGACGCCUUCAGAGAGAUCGAGUUCGUCGGCUCCAGAGGCAGACCCAGUAAUACCUGGAUCACAACAACCUUCAAGAAGAAGCAACGUUGCCCCAGUGAGCAUCCUCCCAGUACCAGGGCGCCAUUUCAGCAUCCAGAGUUGCAAUGUCAGGAAUCACCAUGUCCAGAGUCCCCGGGUCCAGAGUCACCUGGUCCAGGGUUGAUACAUCCAGAGUCACCAGGUCCGGAGUCACCUGGAACGGAACGUCUCACCGUCGAACAACUCAGUGAUGCUUUCAGUCAUGAUAUGCAGGAUCCCAUCUCUGAGCAACCGACAGACGCCUUCGGAGAGAUCGAGUUCGUCGGCUCCAGAGGCAGACCCAGUAAUUUUCUGCGUCUGUCAUGUGAUACGGACCCUAAAGAAGUCUACAAACUGAUCACAGAUCAUUGGAACUUCCCCUCCCCUAACCUGGUGGUGUCUGUGGUCGAGGGGGAGGGGAGGGAGGAGAUCAAACCGUGGGUGAGGGACUUCCUGAGGAACAGUCUGGUCAGAGCCGCUCAGAGCACAGGUGCGUGGAUCCUGACAGAUGGACUGAGGAGGAGCGUGGCCCGCUGUAUGGGAGAGGCGGUGAGGGACUACAAGGUGGUGGCCCCAGCUCUGCCUCAGAAGGUGAUGGUGGUGGGCGUGGCUCCGUGGGGAAUGGUUCAUAACAGAGAGCGGCUCGUAAACCCUCAGGACCGUACCCCUCCCAGUCCACCAGGAACUGGAAUCCACAUCCUCGGGUUGGAUGUCCAGGAUUUUGGACACGGUGAAUGCAGGAUGAUCAUUGAUGAUCCGAGGGGGUGGAGGGGUGACGGCUGGAGGGCUCAAAUCACUGGUGAUGACAGGCUUGAGGAGAGACACAUGGAAGGUGGGGUGGAUUUUCAUGGAUUCUGUAAGAAAAACCCAGAGGAGUGUGAAGCUUUAAAUAAAAACGUGGAAGACCCUUCUCCUCCUAAGUCUAAACAGUCAUUCUUGGUGUCUCGGUGGAAACAGUUCUGGUUUGACCCUGUCACCUGUUUCCUUGGUAACGUGCUGAUGUACUUCCUGUUCCUCUGCCUGUUUGCUUACAUUCUGCUGGUGGACUUUAAGCCCCCUCCUCCUAAAGGCCCAUCCAUCUCAGAGUAUGUGCUCUACUUCUGGGUCUUCACCUUCAUGUGUGAGGAGAUCCGACAGUUGUUCUUGGAGGAUCGUAAGAGCAUGAUUCAGAGGUUGCAGAUCUACAUCAUGGAUGACUGGAACAAGGUCGACCUCACGGCCAUCUUUCUCUUCCUGCUCGCUCUCUGCUGCAGAAUGUUCUCUCCGUCAUAUAAGGUUGGUCGAGCGAUGAUGGCCCUAGACUUCGUAGUCUUCACCGUUCGACUGCUUCACAUCUUCUCCAUCCACAGAGUGCUGGGACCAAAGAUCGUCAUGGUGCGACGGAUGAUGAAGGACCUCUUCUUCUUCCUCUUCUUCCUCGCCGUGUGGCUCAUAGCAUAUGGAGUAGCCAAUAAGGCGCUGCUUUACUCCUACGAUCCCAGUCCAAUACGGAUCUUGAAUCAAGUCUUCUACCAACCAUACAUGUACAUUUUUGGACAGUUUCCCGACAUUAAUAUGGACGCUGGUGUACAGGAGGAAGGUAAAUGUACGACCAACGCCACGCUGAUCGAGGCCGGGCAUGAGCCGUGUCCGAACACGUACGCUAACUGGCUGGUCAUCAUCCUCUACAUCAUCUACCUGCUGUUCACCAACAUCGUGCUGGUUAACCUGCUCAUCGCCAUGUUCAGCCACACCUUUACCGUAGUCCAGGAGCGCAGUGACAUCCACUGGAAAUAUCUGCGCUACAACCUGAUCAUGGAGUACUACUUCAAGCCCUACUUAGCCCCGCCCUUCAUCAUCAUCUCACACCUCCAACUGUUCAUCAAGAGAUUCAUCCGAGACAUCCCAUCAGUCCACAGACAGUACCCUGCACUGGAGCUGGGGAAGAAGAAGGCAAGCCGGCUUUACAGGUGGGAGGCCAACCAGAAAGAAAACCUGCUUUCAGCUCAGAACAAGAAGCAGAGAGAGAGCGACUCAGCCCAACUCAGAUCCACAUCAGUCAGGGUGGACAGCAUGCUGAAGCAGAUGGCAGAGAUCCAUGACCAAAACCGCAGGCUCAAGUCUGAGCUGGUCGCCCUCUCCAGGAUUACUGAGGCUCUGUGUCAGAGUGGACGUAUGCUUCCUCGACCAACUCUACUCAGAACCUAUUUCAACAGUAGGUGAAGGUCCUACAGACCGUAUCUGAACAGUAGAGACUCCAACAACAACCCUCUUCAUUCUUCCACCUCUACCUAGAGCUCAGAGGAGCAGAUGGACCCCUGCUGUGAGGAAACGAUGGUUUCUGAAGAGACGGGAGACGUUUAGAGUCGACUUCAUACAUCUCUCUGAUGAGGACCCUGUAAUCCAGCAUUCUGGUGUCAUUACAGUUUUUCUCCAUUGGUUUGCUCAUUUCUUAAAACAGACCGGACGUUCAACACUCUUGGUGCUUUUGCCAAAAUAACCUGGAUGGUUCAGCACAACACCACGGUUCACCUGCAAAGCUCAUAUCUCUCCCAAAACUGUUCACUCAUGCUUCAAAACUAAAUUCUAUUCUCAUAUAAAGAGUCAGUGCCCCCAAAAUGCAUUGUCCCUUUGGUACUGUGUAAGCACUGCAAGUCAGUAUGUUUUGAUGUUUGUCACUAUGGCAGAUGACCUUUGAAAUAAUAAUAACUUUAUUUAUAUAACACUUUUAAAAACAGUUUUUUACAAAGUGCUUUACUCACAGCAAAGCAAAAACUUAAGGAAAAAUAAACAUCAACAAUCAGGGCAGAAUAGGAGCUCUGUAAAAUCAAGCAGGAAGGGAAAAACAUAAUGUGAACACAGUGGAAAAAUAACAAAUGAACAUGACAAAAGUAGAUCUCAAAUGGCAGUUUCAGUAGAAGAUUUUCAAAUCUAAAAUAUAUUAAGUGGAGUCAGUGAAAAAUUAUGAUACCUAUGAUAAUAUUCCGAAAGAUAUCGUAGGAUAUGGUAGAAGGAGAGUUAAAUACAUAUAUUCAAACAAACAAUCAAACAAAUACAUGAAGAUGAUGAUGACGACAUCACAUCAGUGGGGAUAAAAUAAUGGUGAGAUUCAAGACAGAAAUGUAAUAGAAAGAGGACAGGUGAGUGAGAUUUAGGUAGGUAAACACGAGAUAAUGAAGUAGAUGAACAUGAGAGAGGAAAGAAGUUCUACAAAUAUUAAGAGUAGCAGUGUAAAUAAAAGAGAGGUGAUAAAAUAGAUACAUAGAAGGGACAUCACAUAAAAGCAAGUCUGUAAAUGUGAGUUUUAAGGAGUGAUUUAAAAGAUGUCACCAAAUCUGCCAGCCUCAUCUCCUCGGGGAGGUCAUUCCAAAGUCGAGGAGCCCUGACAGAGAAAGCCCUGUCUCCUUUAGAUUUCAGCCUCGACUUUGGAUCGACCAGGAAGCCCCCGCCCGAGGAUCUAAGGCUGCGCAGUGGCUCAUAGAGGGUCAGCAUUUCAGAAAUGUAACCUGCUAGACCCAUACGAGCUUUAAAAGUGAUGAGUAAAAUCUUAAAAUCAACUCUAAAAGUAACAGGAAGCCAGUGGAGGGAAGCGAGGAUAGGGCUAAUGGGAUGUUGUCUGUUAAAACCAGUUAAAAGCCUAGCUGCUGUGUUCUGGACUAGUUGGAGGCAGGAGAGUGAUUUAUUUGUAAUACCAGAAAGGAGUGAGUUGCAGUAGUCCAGACGAGAGAAGAUGAAUGAAUGGAUAACUUUUUCAAGGUCAGCAGGGGGCAGUAUGGAUUUAAUUUUGGAUCUGGAUCUGAUUUGGAUGAAGCAGGACUGGACUAUUUUCUUGAUGUGUGGUUCGAAAGUGAGGUUAGAAUCAAAAGUAACUCCUAAAUUUCUUGCAGCCGGUGUGAUGUUGGAAGACAGUGGACCAAGAAAACUACUAAUCAGGCCGGUGUUUGGAUUUGGGUGAUUGAAGAGUAUGAUUUCUGACUUUGAUUCAUUUAACUGUAAAAAGUUUUGUGCCAUCCAACAUUUUAUAUCACUGAAACAGUUAAAAACAGCAGCUAGGCUAGUAAAAUCACCAGGUCUCAGCGGGAGGUUUAAAAUGGAAGGACAGAUUAUGAUUCUGAAUGAUAAAACCUAAAGGAAGCAUAUAAAUACAAAAUAAAAGUGGGCCUAAAAUAGAACCUUGCGGUACACCACAGGUAAUAGGAGAGGUGGAAGAUGAGUGGUUACCAUGGUGACCGCAAAGGUUCUGUGUAAAAGAUAGAAAUAAAACCAAGUAAGUGCAGAGCCCUUGACACCAACCCAGGUCUCGAGGCGUUCUAUUAAAAUGGCGUGAUCAACAGUGUCAAAUGCCGCACUCAAGCCUAAAAGAGUUAAAAUUGCGCUCUUUGAGGAGGCCGGUCUCUGUACUAUGUUGUGCUCUAAAACCUGAUUGAAAUUUCUCAAAGAUGUUGUUAUCAUUUAUAAAAGCUAAAAUCUGGUUUAAAACUACUUUUUCUAAAACUUUGGAUAAAAAUGGGAGUUUAGAAAUUGGUCUAAAAUUAUUAAGAUCAGAGGGGUUAGGAUGUGGUUUCUUUAAAAGCGGUUGGACCACAGCGUGUUUAAAAGCAGAAGGAAAAUGGCCAGUUAAAAGUGAGCUAUUAAUAAUGGAUAACAUACUGGGCCCAACCGUGUUAAAAACGUCUUUGAGAAGUUUAGUGGGUACAGUGUCAAGACUGCAUGUAGUUGGGUUCAUGUGUGAUAAAAUAUCUGAUAAAAUUGGCAUAGAAAUUGGGCUAAAACUAUCAAAGAAGGCAUCAGUGUGUCUGUGAGGGAGUAAAACAGUACCUGGGGUAGUAAUCUGUUGCCUCAUAUUGUUAAUUUUAUUUGUAAAAAAUGUUAAGAAGGACUCACAUGUUUGAUGUGAGGCAUCGUUAAAAUAACAGGGAGGGGUUGGUGACGGGAUCUAAAACUUAAAUGAAACUCUGGGAUUAGAAUAGUUGGAUAAAAUCAGGUUGGAAUAAAAGGUUGCUCUCGCUUCUUUGACCACUUUUUGAUAAUUUUUCAUAGCAUCUUUCCAAAUGUCAUAAGAUACAUGCAAGCCAGUUUUUUCCAUUGUCUUUCUUUACGUCCGCAGUCUCUUUUUAACUCUUUUGUUCUGUUUAGCCAGGGCUGCAGUGUCUUAGAGGACUUUUCUGUUUUGUAUGGAGCGAUGGAGUCUAAAGAAGCCUUACAGAUAUUAAAAUUGGAAACCAGCUCCUCUGUAUUGAAGUUUGGGCUAAAAGCAGUUAAAGCAGCAGCGGUAAAACGUUCAGAAAAGUUGGUGGCAGAGGUAGGGGUAAAAACACAGCGAGAGAUAGGUGCACUUUUAGGAUCAAAACCACACUAAAUAAAACCAGUUUAUGAUCUGACACACAGAUAUCCUUAGUAAAGUUAAAAAGGGCUGAGACCGUGGUGUAAAACCAAGUCAAGGGUGUGUCCUUUUGAAUGGGUAGGGACUUAAACAGACUGUAUGAGGUUAAAAGCCUCCAGGGUGUCAAUAAAAUCAGAUCUAAAAGCCUGAGGACAGCAGACAUGAAUGUUAAACUCCCCUAAAAUUAAGACCUUAUCAUACUUGGACAUAAAAUGAGAAUUCCUGGAUAAAAUGACAGUUUUGUUUAGGUGGUCUGUAUAUUAUUAAAAUUAAAACUGAGAUUUUGGAGUGCACAAUAAAACCAAGGUGUUCGAAAGAUGAAAAAGGAUUAUGGGAAAUAGGUAGGCAUUUAAAAUCUUUAUGUAAAUAAUGGCAAACCCCCCCCCCCGAUAAUCUGGGUUGAUGUAGAUGAUUAAAAUCCGGGGGGGGGGUUGCCUCAAUGAGUGUGCUAAAAUCUCUCUGAGUGUCCCAUGUUUAGAUAAAAUUUAUUUUUAUUAUUAUUAUUAUUAUUAUGUUUCUGUUAAAACUAAAAAAUCCAACUUAUUGAAAGAAAUAAAACCAUGGCAUAAAAACAGUUUGUUAUUAAGCGAUCUGAUGUUUAAAUGACCAAAGUCCACCUCUCAGUCUCAGCCCAGUCCUUCACUCACAAUGGUUAGUGCUAGUUUUUUUUGUCUAGCUUACAGAAUACAGUUGUGUAUAAAACUGAAAAAAAUUAAAAAAAAAAAAAAAGGAUUUCACAGUAAGUGUAGCCUCCGAGGUUCGACAUCACACAUUGCACUCAUACUGCCAAGGAAAUUGUAACUUUUUAUUCACACACAUUACUGUAAGUAACUUCCAUACAUCAGAGUAAAAAGGAUGUAAGCAGCAUAACAUUCUGAAAUAUAAACACAUAAACAAGAACAAGGAAAAUGAUAUGUAUGUAAAGCUGGAGUUACACAGCUAACCCUUCUUCACUGGCCGCCGUCCUCACCCUCCCUCUCCUGGCCGUCCACACACUGCUGUCUGUCUGGCCACAGAUUUUCACCCACAUCCCAGCGUAUAUUCUCCCUUGUGAUGCAACGAGGGAAGAAACGGCGUGAAUGUUGCAACCGCCCCCUACACUGAUCACCUGUAAUGUCUUCACACACAGGGUCCUUUGCUUUGAGCAGGACCUCUGAUUUUGAGCCUAAUGCUCACACACUCUCCACCUCCAAGCAGAGAAAAGCUCCUCAGUGAGACUGAGGAAAGUAGAGUAAGGUGGCAGGAACACCAUGACCAUCCUUGGAUGAGUAGUGAACCAGAGACCUGAAUGGUAUUCAGGGUUUACAGAAAGCUCUUAACUAAUGACAGUUGAACAGACUGUUGUGCAUGUGAUGACUUGUAUGAUGAAAUGAUGCUGACAUGUUUUGGAGAGAACAACCAUUAGACUGAAAAGUCAACCAUCAGUUUGGAUCAACAGGAUCUAUUCACUUGGAAAUUGUGCUAAAUGCAGGCUACCUGUACUUAAUCAUUUGCAAAGAUGUACUGAGACACUGAGACAUGUACGGAAACAUUUGCAACUUGAUGACAUGAAGGAGAAAUUCAAUUCUGUUGUGAAAAAUUACCAAGUGGUUUGGAGGUUUGUCCAUGUUAUUUUGAGAAUGUAAUUUCUGUUUAAAGAAAUGAGCCAAACCAAUGGAGAAAAACUGUAAAUGACUUUCCUGAAGCUGAAAGAACAGUAUGACGGCUAUUUGCUCCUUCAUUGAGGUUAAACAUUUAUCCUAAGGUGAUUUAACAGAGUAGGACAUGUCUGAAAUCUGCCCCAACAACAGGCAGGUUUAUUUUUCUAUGUGGUUUUAAGUUUGUUUGUUUUUUCUCUAUUGUUCUAUGGCAGUGGAAGGUAUGCAAAGGUUAUCCACUUUAUAAAAAAAAAAAAAUGCGACUGGCAGAGGUGUGAAGAGCUUCUUCUUUUUGUAAACAUGAUAAACAUAAUGGAGACAAGUCGAGGUGAAACCAUAAGAGACCUUUUGGUGAACUUCUGAGCACAGCAGGGGGGGUUUUGCUUUGGGUAAACUCUUUUACCUUGGCAGGUGACCUUUGGGAUGAACUUUGAGUUCCUGUCAACUAUAGUGACCUUCUAAACUCUAAACUUAGAUUCAGUGUAAGGGUUUCCCCUAAAGUCCAGGUUCUAAGAUGACUUUUCCUGGAAGUCACAGUACAGAUGGAGACCUAGCGUGCCUUAUCAGAAGGCCUCAAAUUUCCUGUUGGGGCUCUCGUGCAGAGUCUAACCAUAGGUUCUGAUUGGCGUGUACCUGUUCUUUGGUCCUGAGAUCUUCUGUGGGCGAUCGGUGAUAACUCCUAUCAGUGAACAAACCAGUUAAGGGUCGUUGCUACUUGUGAGUGGAAAGGAAACCCCUCUACAAAAGAGGGCAUGAAUAGAAGCUAACAAGUACUACCCAAGGGCUCUUAAAGUCAGGGAGGCUCAUGCUGGUAUUUUGCUCUCAUCAGAUCAGAUCAGAAUAGACGGUCUCUGUGGUCCAGGAUGGAGAACUAAAUUUAACCAAGAGCUAUCUUUUGUGGUUUCAACCCGUGAGUUUUUAACCAUUUUGAAUUUUUGGUACUUAGAUUCUAAUGUUGAACCAAUAUGUUUGUUUUUGCUUUAAAUGGACUUUUAAAUCCUUUUUCAUUCAUGUAAUCAUUUAAAUUUUCAUAAAAUCCAUUUCUCUUUGCUGUUGAUGCCUGUACUCCUCAGUGAAAUUUACUGAGUCUAAUCAACUCAGGUUUAUUUUUGAAUUUUUUGAG
Cheilinus undulatus (humphead wrasse) is the source of this 8872-nucleotide messenger RNA. Its product is annotated as transient receptor potential cation channel subfamily M member 4-like. Gene Ontology annotation, molecular function: calcium-activated cation channel activity; ligand-gated calcium channel activity. The record is from RefSeq and is a predicted model, not a curated record. Gene Ontology annotation, cellular component: membrane. Gene Ontology annotation, biological process: calcium ion transmembrane transport. Lineage: Eukaryota; Metazoa; Chordata; Actinopteri; Labriformes; Labridae. The coding region runs from base 310 to 2952 and encodes 880 amino acids. The transcript has 20 exons.